GGCGGAAGGCGAGGCCCGGCCGGGAACUUCCCCGGGCUGCCGUACGACGCGGUCUCGGUAGCAGAGGGUGGCUGCGAGGACUGAGAGCGACCACGUGUACAGAGCGCAUGCGCCGGCCGCCAGGACACCCUGCAGAGGGCAGUGCUGUCGCUGACCUUGACCCUGAUGCUCAGGCCUGUGGAGAGGUGACUGCUUGGUGUGAUCAGCACUGGGAAAGAUGCCAGCUCCAGCUACCACAUAUGAAAGAAUAGUUUACAAAAAUCCCUCCGAGCACCACUACAUGAAAGUCUGCCUAGAAUUUCAAGAUUGUGGGGUUGGACUGAAUGCUGCACAGUUCAAACAACUGCUUGUUUCAGCCCUGAAGGACCUGUUUGGGGAGGUUGAUGCUGCCUUACCCUUGGACAUCCUGACCUACGAAGAGAGGACCUCAUCAGCCAUCUUGAGAAUAUGUAGCAGUGGUCUUGUCAAAUUAUGGAGCUCUUUGACUCUGUUAGGAUCCUAUAAAGGCAAGAAAUGUGCUUUCAGAGUGAUUCAGGUUUCUCCAUUUCUCCUUGCAUUAUCUGGUAAUAGUAGGGAACUAGUAUUGGACUGAGUAGUCUUCUUUUCAGCAACAUUCCUC
Diceros bicornis minor is the source of this 619-nucleotide messenger RNA. RefSeq names its product ribonuclease P/MRP subunit p14 (gene RPP14). Gene Ontology annotation, cellular component: ribonuclease P complex. Lineage: Eukaryota; Metazoa; Chordata; Mammalia; Perissodactyla; Rhinocerotidae. The transcript has 7 exons. The coding region runs from base 218 to 592 and encodes 124 amino acids. Gene Ontology annotation, biological process: tRNA 5'-leader removal. The record is from RefSeq and is a predicted model, not a curated record.